GUCAACGCGGAGGACGACGAGUACGAGUGCGACCUGUGCGAGCACGAGGGUGACUUCGACGACGAGCACUGGUGCAGGAUCUGCUACCCAGAUGAGGACUACGAGGAUCACGAUACAGACUACGAGGAUCCAGAUGCACACGACGAGGACCCAGAGGCUAACGUCAGGGAAAUCGAUGUCUACGAGAGGAUCGAGGACGACGAGGCCGAGUCGCAGGAGGUCAAGAGCUACGACGACCAGAGCGACGACGACGGGAGCGGCGAAGAGAAGUGGGUGUUCAACGUCUGGGACGAGAACAUGGACAGCCAGGUCCAUGAGUUUCUCCCCCUGGACAGCGCAUGCGAGGAGCACACCUGUCCGUGGAACUUCGCCGACGACGGAGUGGACAUUGGACCUGGCGGCGUUCGACUCAGAGGAGCAGAUGGUAGCAAGAUCGAGUCAGGUCGCAAGAUCAUGGUCGAGUACCCGGUGCUGGACAUCGACGGUCGCACGGUCGUGAAUGCGAAGACCCCGUUCGUGCAGAGCGAUGUGAAGAGGGCGCUGCUAAGCGCAGGCAAGCUCGCGAGGAACGGCAUCAACAUGUUCUUCAGGAAAGAGGAUCCUUGGCUGGAGAUCACGACCGACCGAGGACGAGUGAAGGUGCCAGUGUACAUGAAGGGACGCACGUUCGGGCUGAGGAUCAGGAUGAGACCUACGCCCAGCAAGCCGACGGUGAUGAUCGCGCCCGUCGGGGAAGAGGAGAUGCCACAGUGGCUCGAGGUCAAGCAGCACGGCGAGCCCGUCGGUCAAGGAGGGCUCUUCAGCGGCAGUUCGGUGGAAGACAUGAGGAAGAGGCUGAAGGAGCUCAAGGCCCCGAUUUGGGGAACCAAGCAGCAGCUAUGGGGGCGCUUGGUGCACGCAGAGGCGAAGCUCGAGCUCCAGAUCAGAGAUGAGAAGUGGCUCGAGGAGCGCGCGAAGGAGCUAGCCGAAGCUGGAGGACGAGCAAAGCCACAUGAGCAGAGGCCAGAGGAGAAGAGGAAGUUACCCGAGUUCGAGAUGGACUUCUGCUACCUGCUGUCGGACCCGAAGAGGAGGCAUGCACCAGGAGAUCAAGCGUGGGCGACGACACUCGUUCUGGUAGACGUGGCGGCUCAGAAUCCGAUGGUGAUGGCGAUUCCUCAGAAGUCAGACGAGACUAACUACAUAGCAUCUACAUGUACGGCCUUCGUCAAGCGGAUGGCUUACCCAGGUGCGAUACUCAAGGCGGACCCAGAGCCAGCCUUGGACGUGAUCGCGGAGAAGGUGAAGCAAAAGUGCAUGGUGGACGGCAUCAAGCUGGAGAUCAAGAAGACGCCGAGGUUCAGCAGCCAAAGCGUCGGUGUCGUCGGCAGAGCACAGCAGACCGCAGAGGGCCAGAUCAGGACGAUGCGGUUGGACAUGGAGGCGAGGCUUGGCACCAAGAUCGACCCCUCCAUGGACAUCUGGCCGUGGAUGGCAAGGCACGCAGGAUGGAUCCUAGAGCGGUACCACGCGAAGGCAAAUCACAGGACAGCGUACGAGGACUGCUUUGGCAAGGCGUACCAGGGAGAAGUGCUGAAGUUCUGCGAGGCAGCGCUUUUCAAGCUUUCGGUCACGACGACGGGAAAGGUCAGAGCUGGAGUUAGGCAAGGACGAGCAGACGCCAGGCUCGUGCGAGGGAUCUGGCUGGGCAAGACGAUCGAGUCCGACGAGCACCUGUUCGGGACCGAAGAGGGCGUGUUCACCGCCAGGACGGUCAAGAGGGUUCCGACGAGCGAGCAGGACAGAGCCGACCUAGUCAAGGCGAUCAAGGGCACGCCGUGGGACAGAUACGCUGGCGUGGCAUCACCGAUAGAGAAGAAGGCGAGAGUGGAAGAGCUAGUGACGAUGGACGCGGACGAGUACGACGCGGACUUCGACGACAACGCCUACCUCCAAGAGGACUGGGGCGAAUAUGAAGGUGUGGACCCAGCGAUAGCGCAGGCUAUCAUCAAGGGCAAGGAGAAGGAGAUGAACGCGAUGGAGGAGUUCGAGAUCUUCGAGACGGUGGAGAACAUCCCAGACAGCGCAGACAUCCUGUCGACGAGAUGGGAAAACGUUCCAAGAGGCCCAGACGAAUGGAGGUGCAGAUUUGUGGCGAGAGAGUUCAAAGGCAACGAUCCUGAACUAGAAGGGUUGUUCACGGCAGGAGCUACCAGCAGUACGGGGAGGCUCAUCGAUCAGCAUGCGGCACAGCACGGCUACAACACGAUGGUGCUGGACGCGCAGAACGCAUACUUCCACGCUGACGAAGAUGAGGAGGUGUACGUGGAUCCGCCAGUGGAAUGGGUCAGAAGAUAUCACGCGCGAGGUGGCAAGAUCAAGAGACCGUGGUGGAAGAUGAAGAAGCAGAUCUACGGCAAGCGCAAGGCCUCGAAGAAGUUCAACCAGUACGUGGUCGACGUGACUAAGAGCCUUGGGAUCGAGCAGUGUCCCGAGCAGCCCAGCAUCUUCAGGAGGCCAGGUACCACGCUGGUUUUCGAGGUACAUCAAGACGACAUCUACGCAUCAGGGAGCGACCACGAGCUGAAUUGGCUGGCAGCAAACUUAGCACCAGUACUGAAGCUCAAGGACGCCAGGAUCAUGAAGGUUGGAAUGGUGUAUUCGUACCUCAGAGCCACGCGCACCAGGAUCAGCAAGCACAUGAUACACAUAGCGCCGAGGCCCAAGUACAUCGAGGACGUGUUGAACGAGUUGGGGCUUACCAACUGCAAGGAGGUGCCGACGCCGAUGGUCAGCACGAGGAAGAAGGAGGACCUGGAAGAGCCAGUCGUGGGACCAGUCGACAAGAAGACGUACAACAAGUGCGUUGGGAUUCUCAGGCAUCUGCUGAAGUACAGGCCAGACAUCCCGUUCGCAGUUCACGAGUUGAGCGCCCAGGGCGCGCUGAAGUUUGGGACCACCAACCUCAGGGAGUUCACCAAGGGCCAGAGUUGUCAGGCGCUCAGCUCAGGCGAAAGCGAGUACUACGCGGCGGUGACCACAGUAGCACAGGGACUCCACAUGCAGCGGCUGUUCGAGUUCAUAGGUUUUCCGUUGAAGCUCAAGCUCAGGCUGGAUUCGACGGCAGCAAAAGGCAUCAUCAUGAGAAGUGGCUGUGGAGCGCUCAAGCAUAUCGAGACGAGGCUAUUGUGGCUCCAGGCCAAGUACGACGAGAAGAAGAUUACGGUUCAUAAGGAGCCGACCGCGACCAACACAGCGGAUGGCUACACAAAAGCAUUGCAGACAGCGAAGUUCCUGGAGUGGAGGUCGAGGCUUGGCAUGGGAUACGACAACGGAGAUGGAGUCGAGACGAGCAAGAGAGAGGCGCUCAGUGGAAAUAGCAGUCAGUGGACAGGAUCAAGCAAGGGGCCCAGACAGCUUCUUGCGGCAGCACUGUUGCUCAGCCAGGCCAAAGGCGACACCCAGGUGGCAGUGACAGAUAGUUUCGACGCGGUGAGCAGCAACGAGGUGGUGAUGUUUAGUCCAAGAGCAUGCUCGACGGCAUCGUUCAGUUGGACCACGCUGUUCAUCACGAUGAUGGUGGCGUUUGUAGUGGGAUGCGUGGCGCACCACUACAUGAUGAAGAUGAAGACGUGGAUCACGAGCAUGGGAGAGAGCACCGUACCCCUUGAGGCCGUCGGGGGUGCGAGGAAACAAAGGCUCAAAACCAAGCAGAGCAAGCGCACCGUGAGCACGCAGAGCAUGACGACGUACGCCAGGCACAAGACGCAGCCGAGGUUCGUGCUGACACCAGCGAGUUGCGAAG
Molecule: messenger RNA, 3784 nt
Organism: Prorocentrum cordatum
Lineage: Eukaryota; Dinophyceae; Prorocentrales; Prorocentraceae
Source: the annotation of a GenBank genome assembly